Messenger RNA from Pocillopora verrucosa, 1023 nucleotides. Its product is annotated as beta-2 adrenergic receptor-like. The record is from RefSeq and is a predicted model, not a curated record. Gene Ontology annotation, molecular function: G protein-coupled photoreceptor activity. Lineage: Eukaryota; Metazoa; Cnidaria; Anthozoa; Scleractinia; Pocilloporidae. Gene Ontology annotation, biological process: G protein-coupled receptor signaling pathway; phototransduction; cellular response to light stimulus. Gene Ontology annotation, cellular component: plasma membrane.
AUGUCUAAAACAACUUCCCAUGAUCCUCUUGGUCGUUCCAGAACCGAGAUAGAGGUCGAAGUCACUGUGGCUAUUCUCAUUUGCCUCACAGCAGUGUUCGGUAACUUGCUGGUUCUUUAUGUUGUCAACAGAGAUUCCAGGCUCCGCAACGUCACCAACCUGUUCAUUCAUCAUUUGGCGUUGACUGACAUCGUCUCGGCAACGAUAGACAUGCCAUUCUGGAUAACGAGCCUAUAUACGGGAACUUGGAAUUUUGGCCAAGUGUGGUGUCAGGUGGCAGGAUCAACUUUUAAUUUUUUGGGGUGUGCCUCCAUACUGAUGAUGGGAUUGAUAGCCUUCAAUCGAUACAUGAAAGUCGUAAAACCCACCCUGUAUAAAAAAGUAUUCCCCAAUAAAAAAGCAGCUCAGAUGUAUUGUGUUCUCAUUUGGCUGGUUGCAGUUUUAAUGGCCAUAACUUAUCUGAGUGGAUGGGCAGGAAUAAAAUUUCACAUGCGACUUUUGAUAUGUUCCUCUGAGCACACUGCAUACGGAUUAGCUAGUGCAGGGGUGAUUAUUAACGGAGUCAUGAUUAUGAUAUUUUAUUGUCACUUUAGAAUCUACAAAGCUGUAAGACAAAGCACGGAAAAUUUAAACGCACACGCUGAAGGAAACGGGAUCCGCUCUCUAAAUGAUACUGGCCGUUUUAAUAUCACUGAGAUAAGAGUUUUAAAUGCAUGCUUCACUGUGGCUUGUUUUUUUGUGAUAACGUACAUUCCAGUCUACAUUAUUAUCGUUACUUGGAAUUUUAGGUUUGAUGUACCUCAAACGGUCCAUAUAGCAAGCAUUUUCCUGAAGUUCUCGGGUAGCAUGGUAAAUCCAUUUAUCUACGGCAUUGUGAACCCGCUGUUCAAAGUGGCUUUCAAGAGGGCACUCAGUUUUGGUCGCUAUGGUAACUCAGACCCAAAUCAGAAUCUGUCAAGGAAUCGAGUUGCAGUAGUUGAGAUGACAGGUAGAAAUUGGACAAUAUUUACACAUCAUAAUUGA